AUAUACAAUGGAGAAAGGCUCAUGGGUAAACAAGAGGUAAAGCCCUCUUUGUUUUCGAAGCAGGGCCAAAUUCCUAGAGAAAGCACGUCUCACCAUUUGGCGGCGGUGGAAAGUUUCUUGGGAACUAAAACAAACAGCAGAGAGAAAGAUAUAAACUUCUCAACCACCAGAUUAUUGGAUUCAGAAGUCUUUUGCCUCUUGAGAAUUGAAGCUGAGAUUAGAAUCCAGACCAGGCUGAGCAAGCGAUUGAUCGGUGCCCAUCUCCAAGCAACUGUAGACUUCUAUUGAAGAAGUUUAAGAGGCGCUGAGUUGCAUCCCAGACUGCGUGGAAACGUGAACAUCCGAAACACACAGAACUCGGAAAAGACACAGAGGAUGAGCAACAAAGAAGACCCGAGCAAGUGUUGCCCCGCAGCCGCUCCGAUCUCCAGUUUUACCAUCCAGUCCAUCCUGGGCAGCGGUACCUCGGAAGGGGGCAGGGAGCCCAGUUCCAAGGCAGCGGCCGCCUGGCCGGGCAGGAAGCGAAGUCUGUCUGUGUCCUCAGAGGAAGAGGAGCCGGAGGAGAGCUGGAAACAUCACGGCUGCUUCUGUCCUGAGUCGCAGGGCCCCAAAGAAACUUGCCACAAACACCAGCCCAUCAGUUUCACGUGUCUCAGCAAUCCAAAGGGGAAUGGAGGCGCAAUGACGGUAAAUACAGACAGGACGCAGUUCCUCUCCCAAUCCCAACAGGACUUGAAGGAGGAAAAAGAGAAACACUUCCCUCCAAACUCCCCGUCUUCUGGGGACAGGCAAAGGGACGGAGGGGACAGACAGGCUAAUUCAGCCAAAAAGAAGACCCGCACUGUUUUCUCCCGGAGCCAAGUGUACCAGUUGGAAUCUACCUUUGACAUGAAGCGAUACCUGAGCAGCUCGGAGAGGGCCUGCUUGGCCUCCAGUUUGCAGCUGACGGAGACCCAGGUGAAAACCUGGUUCCAGAACCGCAGGAACAAAUGGAAAAGGCAACUCUCGGCAGAACUGGAGGCGGCUAAUAUGGCUCAUGCCUCAGCUCAGACACUAGUGGGGAUGCCCCUGGUUUUCAGAGACAAUUCCCUUCUGAGAGUGCCAGUGCCCAGGUCUAUCGCCUUCCCAGCCCCUUUAUACUACCCAGGCAGCAACUUGUCAGCCUUACCUCUCUAUAAUCUCUACAACAAGAUCGACUACUGACUCUGAAAGUCUCCUCCUCUGUAUAGCUCUCCGCUAGCCGCAAUGACUUUUCAUAGAUUUCACCCGUCUGUAUCCACAGGAAAACAAAUGUGCUUCUUGCAGUGUUAAGAAAUACACCAUGUGUAUUCAUUAUUUUUAUUUAUUGGAUCCUCUCGAUUUGUUUGUUUAUGUUCUAGGCUGGCAUAGUGUUUUUAUGUACGAUCGCCAUGCAUUAUCCCACCAGACAUAACUGACUUUCUGAGCUUCCCGGGACUUUCAAAACAAAUUGCAAUCGUCUCUCUGUCUACAUGUGCAGGUAGGAAAAGGCCCAGGGCGCUUGGUUAUUUGUCUCUGCAAUUGUAUAGGCCAAUUUCAACCCCCCCACCCCGCGCUCCCGCCCGCACUCUUUUCCUGAAUAUUAUUCUAUCACUUGAAAAUAAAAUUUAAAAAACAUAUUUCAAAUCUGUAAAUAUUUUUAAAGAAAAUAAAACAUUUUAAACAUC
Mauremys reevesii (Reeves's turtle) is the source of this 1685-nucleotide messenger RNA. RefSeq names its product H6 family homeobox 2 (gene HMX2). The record is from RefSeq and is a predicted model, not a curated record. Gene Ontology annotation, molecular function: RNA polymerase II transcription regulatory region sequence-specific DNA binding; DNA-binding transcription factor activity, RNA polymerase II-specific. The transcript has 5 exons. Gene Ontology annotation, biological process: regulation of transcription by RNA polymerase II. Gene Ontology annotation, cellular component: nucleus. NCBI's taxonomy places the organism in Eukaryota, Metazoa, Chordata, Testudines, Geoemydidae. Bases 376 to 1203 code for a protein of 275 amino acids.